AAAAAUGUCUAAACCAUCAAAAUUCGGCAAAAUUUGUGAUCUAAAAAAUCUUGCUCACAGUCAAAUUCACACGCACAAAAGACACACACACACACACACCAGGUGAAUUAAUUAAUUCAAACACAUUUAGAAAAAAAAUAAAGACAAUAUAUGGCCGUAGAACCCUUACCGGCGGCCCAAUCCGUCAGCUUCCGAGCGCCGCCGCCGUCUCCUGUGGCUCCCGGCCGGAGAUCCCCGUUCUCGAACGAAGACGUUCUAACGGAAUACCUCGAGCAAUCCCUAAAAGUCCCUGACCUAAUUCUCCCCGACAGAGUUUUCCCCAAGCAAAAAUCAGCUCAAAAUCCACAGAAAGUCGACUUGCAGGACUUAAUAUCGCCGGAAAAAGAUUCCGUCGGUGAGAUUUCCGAGAUGGUCGCGCAGACAGGGUGCUUGGAAGUGGUGAACCACGGGAUCCCACGCGAUUUGAUUCGGCUUGUCCUGUUUCUCUCGGCCGGCAUUUUCGAGAUUCCGACGGAGAAGAAGAAGGCGGCGACGAGGUCGACGGAGAGGAGGUAUGGAUUCGAGGAGGCUCACGGGGAGGAGGAGAACGGAGAUCAGAGUGAAGAGUUUUUGUGGUGUGGAGAUGAAGGGAUGAGGUCGGAAAUGGAGGGAAUUUGGCCUUUUGGAUAUUCUAAUUUCAGUGGAUCAACUAAUUUUCAUGUUUAUUCCAAGAAAGGUUGGUUCUCAUUUUGCCCUAAUGAGGACUCAAUAGUCAUCACAAUUGGAGACAGGUUGCAGGUUUGGAGUGGCGGAGAAUAUAAGCAUGUAAUUGGUCACCCAAUAUUUAAAGACGAAGCUGAAAAAUGCAUUUCUAUGGGUUUCCUAUUUUGCCCUCCGAACCUCAAGAACACUGUCAAAGAUGACAAGUCUGUGACAAUUACACUCAGCCAGCAGAUAAUUUUUGCUGUAUUGAUUACUCUUGUUUACCAAUUCUCAUUUUAUAUUUACCAUAUGUGGAAAAGAAAAACUGAAAAAAAGAGAUUCUACUCCACUGGUUUCUGCGUCUGUCAGUGUGUUCGAGUUGAGAAAAAAAUGGACGAUAAAUUCGAGACUGUGAAAAAGGAAGACGAUGAUUUACCUGAAUUUACAUUGUCAGAGGUACUCCAAAUGGAGAAAUCAUUCAAGAAAUUGAAAGAUACGCCAAUCGGUCAGGAGUUAUAUGAGGAGCUUUCUGUUAAGUUUAGUUCUUCUCCUUACCGUUCUGAAAAGCCUCCCAUAAAAUGGGAACAGGUGCAAGUUUGGUUUCAGAAUAAACAAACAGCUUUGUCAGCAGAAGUUGUUCCUUCUUCAGCCGAUGAACCAAAGGUUGAAUCAAAGGCGGUGAUAACUGAAAAAAGGACUAAAGCACCAACUAUUUCUGCCAGUGAAGCAGCUAAAGUGCUCCCAGACCUGAUUUUCGAAGCUCAAUCAGCUAAGGAUAAUGCAUGGUUUGACGUGGCAUCUUUUCUGAGCUACAGAGUUCUUCACUCGGGGGAAUUGGUUGUGCGAGUGAGGUUUUCUGGUUUUGGAAAAGAUGAAGAUGAAUGGGUGAGCGUGAAGCGAGCCGUACGUGAACGCUCGAUUCCUUUAGAAAAUUCAGAGUGCCACAAAGUCGAUAUUGGAGACCUUAUGCUUUGCUACAGGGAAGCCGAGCACAAUGCACUAUACUGUGAUGCUCGUGUUACGGAAAUCGAGAGGAAGCCACAUGGCGGCAAUCAAUGCACGUGCAUCUUUACUGUUCGAUAUGAAGAUGAUUACAGUGAGGUUGUGUUUUCCUGCUGA
Molecule: messenger RNA, 1800 nt
Organism: Striga asiatica
Lineage: Eukaryota; Viridiplantae; Streptophyta; Magnoliopsida; Lamiales; Orobanchaceae
Source: the annotation of a GenBank genome assembly